Molecule: messenger RNA, 828 nt
Organism: Aspergillus heteromorphus CBS 117.55
Lineage: Eukaryota; Fungi; Ascomycota; Eurotiomycetes; Eurotiales; Aspergillaceae
Product: peroxiredoxin family protein
Exons: 5
Coding region: 99-599 (166 amino acids)
Biological process (GO): cellular response to oxidative stress; cell redox homeostasis; hydrogen peroxide catabolic process
Cellular component (GO): peroxisome; mitochondrion; cytoplasm
Molecular function (GO): thioredoxin peroxidase activity
Source: RefSeq, a predicted model, not a curated record
AACUCCCUCAACUCUUCUUUCCACUUCCACUUCACCUCCCACUCCCACGACCCUAACACUCUCCCUCACAACCACCACCAUAUUCACAACCCCCCAAAAUGUCUCUCAAAGCCGGCGACUCCUUCCCCUCCGACGUAGUCUUCAAAUACAUCCCCUGGACCGAAGAAUCCGGCGAGAUCACCGCAUGCGGCAUCCCCAUCAACUUCAACGCCUCGAAAGAAUGGGCCGAUAAGAAGGUGGUCCUGUUCUCCGUCCCUGGCGCAUUCACCCCCACCUGCUCCGUCAACCACGUUCCGGGCUACAUCCAGAACAUCCAGCAGCUGAAGUCCAAGGGCGUGCAGACCAUCGCUGUCAUCGCGUCCAACGAUCCCUAUGUCAUGAGUGCGUGGGGGAAGGCGAAUAAGGUUACUGGAGAUGAGUUUCUCUUCCUCUCCGACCCCGAUGCCAAGUUCUCCGAGUCCAUCGGCUGGGCCAACGCGGGGCGCACCGGGCGGUAUGCGAUUGUGAUCGAUCAUGGGAAGGUCACGUAUGCGGAGAUUGAGACGAAGAAGGGGGCUGUUGAGGUUUCCGGCGCGGAUGCCGUGUUGGCUCAUCUGUAAAUUAUUCAUUGGCAGUGGGGAGAUUGAAAGGCACUGUGAUGUAUUCAGGGAUUCCAGACAGCUCGAUGGACUGGGGGAUUGUGGACUUGACCUGUCCUACUCAUACUGAGAGUAUUCCUUGGACUUUGCUUGAACGGAAAACAUAUCUUUCUCCAAUAUUCUCCACCCUUCCAAAGUCUUAUCGUUUGACAGCUAGUAGCUUCCAACCACAAUACUAAGUUUUAUCACG